Uranotaenia lowii is the source of this 1815-nucleotide messenger RNA. RefSeq names its product RNA-binding protein Musashi homolog 1 (gene msi). The record is from RefSeq and is a predicted model, not a curated record. The transcript has 7 exons. Bases 58 to 1674 code for a protein of 538 amino acids. Gene Ontology annotation, cellular component: cytoplasm. NCBI's taxonomy places the organism in Eukaryota, Metazoa, Arthropoda, Insecta, Diptera, Culicidae. Gene Ontology annotation, molecular function: RNA binding.
CCGGCUUUGUUCUAGCAUCUUUCAGUAUUCUCAAAAACGUGCAACGAAACACUUACGAUGCCGGCGAUCAACGAACAUCAACAGAUGUGGCUACCAGGAAAUUUUAUCAUCGGUGAAAAUGUAAUCGAUCAUCACCAGAAGAUUAUUCCAGGCACCGGAACCUUGGACACAACCGGCUUAUUGGAGCAUGAUCUACACAAUGCCUUGGUGCCAAUCAAAACUGCAAACCUCCUCACGCCACAGGCCGCAGCAGUCGUCGCCCAGCAGAGCAGAGACCAACAACAGCUGCAGCAACAACUACAGCAACAGCAACAGCAGGACCCGAAAGCUCAGCCAAAUAGUCAAAUUACCCUCGUCAGUAAUGCUGCCACCAACACUUGUCCCAGUGCAAAUAAGGCUGGCUCCACCAAUGGCAGUUCGUCCGGUCGCUCGACACCGAACAGCACCAGCGAUCCGGCUCCAGGCAAACUUUUUGUUGGCGGACUCAGUUGGCAGACGUCGUCGGAAAAGUUGAGCGAAUAUUUUGGCAUGUUUGGCAAAGUGACUGACGUACUGAUAAUGAAAGAUCCCAUCACGCAGCGGAGCCGAGGAUUCGGAUUCAUCACAUUCCAGGAACCAUGUAGCGUAGACAAAGUUCUCAAAGUGCCAAUUCACACGUUGGAUGGAAAGAAGAUCGACCCGAAGCACGCGACUCCCAAGAAUCGGCCAAAAACGCAAUCGAACAAGACCAAGAAGAUCUUCGUCGGGGGCGUUUCGCAAGACACAUCGGCCGAGGAGGUGAAACAAUAUUUCAGCCAGUUUGGCAAGGUUGAGGAAACUGUGAUGCUGAUGGAUCAGCAGACCAAACGUCACCGUGGCUUUGGGUUUGUCACAUUCGAAAUGGAGGACGUGGUGGAUCGGGUGUGCGAGAUCCAUUUCCAUACCAUCAAAAACAAGAAGGUCGAAUGUAAGAAGGCGCAACCGAAGGAAGCGGUGACACCGACGGCACAGCAGCUGCUGCAGAAGCGCAUUCUGCUGGGAAAUUUGGCACUGCCCAUCGCGGCACCAGCCGCAGCUCGACUAGUCGGAGCGGCCCAAGCAGCCGGACAAGCGCCGCUGGUCAGCCAGCUGGCCAACCCAGCGCUGAUGGUGCAGGCCCAAGCGCAGGCUGCCCAGGCGGCUGCCGCGCACGCCGCCCUACAGGUGCAGAAUGGUUUCGGAAAAAUGUUCACCGCCUAUCCGCCGACGCUGCAUAGUUUCAGGUACGCGCCCUACCCAAUGCCAUCGGCAUCCGCCGCCCACGCGGCCGGUGCAGCAACUAGCGCCGGACAGUAUCAAUCGGCUGCAGCAGCGGCAGCAGCAGCUGCAGCGAGCCAAUCCCACCACCCGCACGCCCAACAGAUGACCGCGGCCACUGCCCAACCCCCGCAGGCCGGACAGGUGACGGCUGCUGCCGCGGCGGCAGCUCAUCCACAGCAAGGGGCCAAUGCUGCCGCAGCCGCCACGCACCAGCUAAUGCCUGCCGGUCUAGCGACGGCCGCCACUGCCAAUCCCUAUCAAGGUUACAGUCUGGCCAACGUCGAUAUGUCCAGCUUCCAGGGCGUGGACUGGGGUUCGUUGUACGGCAUGGGAAUUAUCCCAUACGGUGCAGGAUCUGGUGUUCAUCUGGAACAUGACCGAUCCGCUGGUGGUUAAUCCGGAAAUUGAGCUGCCGCAGCUGGACAUCAGUAACAACUACACGACCGAUUGUACGAUCGAAUACUCGACUGGGAAUUUCACCUGUUUGGCGGUGGUUUUUAAUCUGAGGCGGCGCCUAGGCUAUCAUCUGUUCCACAC